CUCGGAGACGAUGCAUGCGUGUGGCGUCGCAAUGGUGAUCUUCAAGAUCAUGCCACGUCUAGAUGUAGUGGGCGCCCUGACACUGUCAAUCUCCGUCGGCAUAUUCCCCGGUAUCUUCAGCAUGCUGUCACGCAGUAGCAACGACAAGAGGACCACAGGAGACGUCGUACUAGAUAUUGCCGCUAUCUUCUUACAGAUUGUGGGGAUCUGCUACCUUACAGUACUUCACAUCGUAGGAAUGCCUGCACAGACUGAGUUGGCAAGAUACGACAUCUGGAUGAUUCCACUUGCCACGCUAUGCAUCUCGCUGUCUUACUGGGAGAAUUACAUCAGUGAGAAAUCUUCUCACGAGUGCAUCGCCUCCUGGGCGAACAUUAAGGAAGAGGUCAGGAAACUGCGGCCCAAGAUCUACGUGUUCGUCACAAUGUGGAAGAUGCUGCUGCUGAUGGCGUUGAUGGUGUUGUUGACGAUGGAUGUCGUUCCCGUGCAAUCGCUGUUCCAUGCCAACAUCGCCAAUCCAGAGCCGUACGUGGUGAUCUUUAAUAACGGCACUUUGGCGCAGAAACUGACCGAUGACCACGACGCGAUCAACGUGUUUCUGAUCGGCGCGUUCAGCGCCUGGAUGUGCUUCAUGGCGGGCAAGUACGCCUGCAAGCUGCUGAUCCAGCGCUACAGCUUCGCGACGCCGCUCGUGCUCGCACUGCCCACCUGCUUCGGUCUACUCGUCAUCCUCAGCCACGUAGCAAACCAGCAGAACGGCUGCUUCAUGAAGGAGAUCAUGCCCGGCUACCUGGACUGGAAUUGGGCCGCGGUGCGAGCUGACGGUCUCGAGCCGGUGGACAGACUCACGGUGGUGAUCGAGCUGCUUGUCUGCAUUGCGCUGAUUGCCUCCCACAUAAGGAUCACAUCGCAUAUUUGGUUUCCGGCAUGUGAACGUCUCGCCAAGACAAUCAAACUGUUUCAGAAGCCGAGUCAUUGUAGCGUGCUGGCGGACGUCGACCUGGCUCUUAACCGUCGACGCGACGAUGGAAUACUAGUGAAGGGUGACCUGCUCGCCAGACUAGAGAUGACCUUAGAGUUGAGAGUGCAGGGUGCAUGUCCGGUGCGCGUGACGAAUACGUUUUUUCUCGCGAAGACGAUGCAUGCGUGUGGCGGUCGCAAUGGUGAUCUUCAAGAUCAUGCCACGUCUAGAUGUAGUGGGGCCGCCGCUGACACUGUCAAUCUCGUCGGCAUAUUCCCGCGCCUGCACAGACUGAGUUUGGCAAGAUACGACAUCUGGAUGAUUCCACUUGCCACGCUAUGCAUCUCGCUGUCUUACUGGGAGAAUUACAUCAGUGAGAAAUCUUCUCACGAGUGCAUCGCCUCCUGGGCAAACAUUAAGGAAGAGGUCAGGAAACUGCGGCCCAAGAUCUACGUGUUCGUCACAAUGUGGAAGAUGCUGCUGCUGAUGGCGUUGAUGGUGUUGUUGACGAUGGAUGUCGUUCCGCGUGCAACGCUGUUCCAUGCCAACAUCGCCAUCCAGAGCCGAAACUGCACCGAUGACCACGACGCGAUCAACGUGUUUCUGAUCGCGCGCGUUCAGCGCUGGAUGUGCUUCAUGGCGGGCAAGUACGCCUGCAAGCUGCUGAUCCACGCGCUACAGCUUCGCGACGCGCUCGUGCUCUCGCACUGCCCACCUGCUCGGUCUACUCGUCCAUCCUCAGCCACGUAG
Molecule: messenger RNA, 1711 nt
Organism: Priapulus caudatus
Lineage: Eukaryota; Metazoa; Priapulida; Priapulimorpha; Priapulimorphida; Priapulidae
Exons: 7
Coding region: 11-1711 (566 amino acids)
Source: RefSeq, a predicted model, not a curated record